Molecule: messenger RNA, 1698 nt
Organism: Fusarium graminearum PH-1
Lineage: Eukaryota; Fungi; Ascomycota; Sordariomycetes; Hypocreales; Nectriaceae
Exons: 2
Coding region: 1-1698 (565 amino acids)
Molecular function (GO): protein binding
Source: RefSeq, a predicted model, not a curated record
AUGGCUGCGCCUAGUCAAAACACGGGCCCUCGCCGGGCUCGCCAAUCGCGCAAACACAUCGCCUCGAAGAUUGCUGCCUUCGCAUUGCUCUCUGCGUCGCCGAUGUUGGUGACAGCUCAAGAUUCAAACUGUAUCUCUCUAAAGGGCUCCAAGGAGUGUCCAGCAUUUACAUCCGCCUCCAUUUCCACCGGGGACACCAUCCGUAAUUUCUUAUACCAGUCUUUGUUUGGCUGCAAGGACCUCGACUUGACCAACACCAGUGCCUUAUAUGCUCGUUUCACAACAAGUGUGUUGUGUAACGCUAUUGUCCAGAACUCUAUUGAGCCCUGCGGUCUUUCUGCAACACAGUCUCGACCCCUGUGUGCCGACGACUGUGCCGACUUCGCCCAGAGCGAGGUCUAUUUGACAUCAGACAACGAAAUCUGCUCCAACCCGUCAGACGGCCUGCUGCAGCUAAUAAGGGCCGAUUUCACCAACUGUGCCCUUCCCGGAGGCUCAUUGGACUCAUCGACGUGUAUCAAAGCCAUCGACAACGAGUCGGAAAACUGUGGCUAUGGUAACAGCACCAUUGGACUUUGUUCCUAUUGUGGAUCAAGCGGCCUUAACUCGACCGAUACCUGCUGCUACAAUUCCAAUGCUGAGGACCGUUGUAAAGAUGUACAGCUGCCAACAUUGGCCGCCACCAUUACUUUCUCUCGAGAAUCUCCAACGGCUUCGGCGACUGAAUCAAGCACUGCGGAUGAGGCAACCGACGAGGACGGAGGUGGUGGGUUAAGCGGUGGCGCAAUUGCUGGAAUCGUCAUUGGGGCUCUCGCAGGUGUAGGUUUGCUUGGACUGGCGCUCCUUUUGUGUCUCAGGAGAAGACGGAGACCGGGUAGCCCCAAAGGCAGUAUUUUCAACCAACCCUCGCCCGCCCGACAGGGUCCAACUGCUAUGACUCAAGCAACAACCUCAACAGCUCCUCAGGGAUACGAAGUUCUUCCGGGUGGCCGUAUAGCGCGUAUGUCCGCACUGGAGGGUCAUUCUGGCAAUUCACCAUCUCACCAUCGCGACACUUCAUCAGCCGCGGGAGGAAUGGCUGCGGUAGGGGGUUAUCAACGAAGAGGCGUUGACAACUCUUCAUCAGACGAGUUCGCGUCAAGCCCACCUUCCUCCGAAACUCGCGGCGGAAUUCUUCGACCACCACCCGCUAGGCCUCGACGAACUGGUUCACUUUCAAGCAACUCCGCCCUUGGUAGCUCUGUACCGCAGUCUCCAUCUAGCGCUGGGGAUUUCUCGUCACCACAGGGCGUUGCCAGUCAACAAUCAGAACAGUUGCCCUUCUUCAAGGACUACUAUUCCCAGGAUGAUAUUCACCCUGGUGACAAAAUCGCCGCCCUUUGGGCUUACCAACCCCGCGCGGCCGACGAAUUCUCUUUAGAGCGUGGUGAUAUGCUCAAGGUUGUGGGCAUUUGGGAUGAUGGCUGGGCGACAGGUGUGAUGCUCAAUGAGCGGGCAGAUGAAUGGGAGGCUCGACGACAAGCUCAACGCGAUAGUGGCGUCUCGAACGCGUCGGGUCGCCGUGACAGCUCACCGGCGGCGGAAGGCGAGAUCAAGGCAUUCCCUCUGGUCUGCGUUUGCCGACCUGAACACUGGAGAAAGACCAUCGAAGGCGAUGGAUCAACGGAAUCUGGCUCUAAUGCUUUCGCCGCUUUCUGA